AUUGCGGCCUUCUUUUAGUUUGAUCUUGUUAGUUGUUAGCAUACUCCAGCUUCUAUGCAAAUCAUGGAUGUUAAUUCCUUGCUAUGGCUAUGGAUGUGUGUUCUUUUGGAACCUUUAAUAACUUCAAUCAUUUCUUAGGAAGAUGAAAAGGUGGAGGGUUCCUAUCAUGGUUGGAGGAGAGGUGUUAGGUCACUAGCAAGGGACAUUGGGGUAGCUCGAUCGUUUUAGAACUCACUAUUGAAGUGUCUACGAUCUCCUUUAGUUCUUAACACACUCAAACAUCAUAGAUCGAGUAUGAUAUGAUGGCAAUUGGUAUAGAAUGGGAGAUCUCCCUCUAGAUUGUCAGUCGAUCCAUUUGUGUUUUUCAAAUUAUUUUGACGGUAUCUUCAGAAUUAGUUGCUUAGAAGAAUUAAUCUUAAUUGGUUAGAAUUUAAUUGGUGAGAUCGUUAGAAGAAUUAAUCGGUUAGAAUUUACUUGGUGAAUCUGAAUUAAAAAAAUAUAAUGUCCAAAUAAAUAAACACAAAAAAAAUGGCUAAAAAUAUUGCAAAAGAACAUUUUUUUUUCCCAUCUGACUUCUGCUUCGUUUCUCGGAUCUGAAAAGGUAACACUCGACAAGAAAAAUACCUUUUUCCCUUCGUCUGCCACAUAAAAAUCCCACCUUUUUUCGUCUCCACCACCGGAUCAGCCGUCUCACCAUGGCCGCCGGCGAGGAAAUGAAGAAGAAGCAGAAGCACGAGGAGACGAUGAAGCACAAGGGAGCGGAAGGUCACUUCAAGGCGAGCGGCGACGUGAAGGGCAUCCGCUUCGGGGGGCAGUUCGUGGUGAAGUCGUUCACGGUCCGGCAGGCAGCGCCUCUGGAACUGCUACGGCUGCUGGACAUCCCGCCGACGUGCCUGACGCAGUGGCCUGGCCUGCCGUUCCCGUCGACCGCCGCCUUCCUGCCGACCAACUUCACCGUCCUGGCGCAGCACGCGUGGCGCACGCUCACGCUCGGCCUCGGCACCAGGAAGUCCAAGGUCGUGAUCUUCGUGUUCGAGAGCGAGGCGAUGCGGGCGGCGGUGGACCCGCAGUGGCCACGCGUCCUGCCGCUCGGCGACGUCAACCGGCGCCUCAUCCGAGGCCUCGCCGGAUGCGAGAUGUCGCGGUUCAAGUUCCGGAAGGGCUGCCUCACCUUCUACGUCUACGCCGUGCGCCGCCUCGGCGCCGCCGGGUUCGGCUGCGCCGAAGACCUCCGCAGAAUCCUCGAGGCCGUCGUCGCGCUCAAGAACUUCCUGGACCACACCGCCAUGCUCGCCCUCCCCAGCCACCGGAGCAUCACCUUCCAGAAUCCGGCGGCGGUGUCGCACUGAGAUCGCCAUCCAAGAUGAGAAAAUUUUCAGUAAAAAUGGUUCCUUUUUUGUUUGCUCCCUACGAAUUCUUCAAAAGCAACCUCGAUUCGAUUGCAUUGUACACCACCUGGCAAAAUCCGGCGUCGGCGUCGCUCUGAGAUCGCGAUCCAAGAUAUGAUUUUUUCUCUCUCUCUUUUAGUAAAAAUUGCUCCUUUUUUCUGUUCCUGCAUUCAAACGCAUAAAAUUUGAUUGCCCUGAACAAGAGAUCAAUCAAUUUCUGUCCAUCUAAUUGUUCAAAAAGAGAUCUUGCUUUGUUCUUCAAGCUGUAAAUUGUUAGAAAUCAUGUAAAAAGUCCGUUUCCCUUUAUUAUUUUGUUGUCAAAACAAACUCAAAUUAAAUAUUUAUCUUUUAGGUUGUCAUUUCAUUUAA
Molecule: messenger RNA, 1757 nt
Organism: Zingiber officinale
Lineage: Eukaryota; Viridiplantae; Streptophyta; Magnoliopsida; Zingiberales; Zingiberaceae
Exons: 1
Coding region: 696-1349 (217 amino acids)
Source: RefSeq, a predicted model, not a curated record